Dentiscutata erythropus is the source of this 489-nucleotide messenger RNA. The record is from the annotation of a GenBank genome assembly. Lineage: Eukaryota; Fungi; Glomeromycota; Glomeromycetes; Diversisporales; Gigasporaceae.
AUGGAACGAGCAAAAUCAAUUAAAACAAUUAAAAACAGUGAAACUUUUAAAAAAGAAGAAAGAAAACUGAACAUGCUAAAUUAUAGCAUGGAAAAAAUCUUUAGCAGAAACAAUACAAAUAAUUUUGAAAUACGAGAAGAGCUAAAAGCGGAAAGUCUAGUUCAUCAAAAAAUUGCCAAAGCAAAAGAAAAAAGUGAAACAAUAAAACAAAUACAAAAAGCAAUUGAAAAAAGAUGGGAAGAUCUAAAAGAUAAUCCGAAGCGUAUGAUAAGUAGCAUAUUAGAUAGACCACGUAAAUCAAUAGUAAUGGAUCGAAUUGUAAAAGAGACAUCAGAUAACAAUACAAUUAUAAUCACAGAAGGUAGUGAAAUCAAAGAAUUGGUAAAAGAACAUUUUCACAAUUGGACGAGGAAAAGAACAACAGAUGCUGGGUUAUUCAAAAAAUGGGAGUCUGAAUACACACCACUUAAAGAGAUCAACAAGUCGUAG